Megalops cyprinoides (Indo-Pacific tarpon) is the source of this 792-nucleotide messenger RNA. RefSeq names its product polycomb group RING finger protein 1-like. The record is from RefSeq and is a predicted model, not a curated record. Gene Ontology annotation, biological process: negative regulation of transcription by RNA polymerase II. Gene Ontology annotation, molecular function: promoter-specific chromatin binding. Bases 1 to 792 code for a protein of 263 amino acids. Lineage: Eukaryota; Metazoa; Chordata; Actinopteri; Elopiformes; Megalopidae. Gene Ontology annotation, cellular component: PRC1 complex. The transcript has 9 exons.
AUGGCGGCGCAGGAGCCAAUGGCGAUAGUGAUGCGGCUGAGAAAUCAGUUACAGUCCGUAUAUAGACUUGACCCUUUGAGAAAUGAGGAAGAAGUUAAAAUGAAAAUCAAAGACUUGAACGAACAUAUCGUCUGCUAUCUGUGCGCGGGGUACUUCAUUGACGCGACAACGAUAACUGAGUGCUUGCAUACAUUCUGUAAGAGCUGUAUUGUGAAGUACCUCCAGACCAGCAAAUACUGUCCAAUGUGCAAUGUAAAAAUCCACGAAACGCAGCCUCUGCUCAAUCUGAAGCUGGACAGAGUGAUGCAAGACAUUGUCUGCAAACUGAUUCCAGGGCUGCAGGAGAGAGAAGACAAACGAAUCAAGGAGUUCUACCAGUCACGUGGUCUAGAGCGUGUUAUCCAGCCUUUAGAUGACGAUGCAAUGCUGGAUACUGCAGGUUUGCCAUGCACCGGCUUUGAUCACUCGAAGGCCCACUUCUACCGCUAUGACGAGCAGGUCUCACUCUGUCUGGAGAGGCAAAGUUUGUCCUCAUCACUGUCGUCUGGAAAGGAUGAAAACAAGUUGGCACGGCAGAGGUUUGUGCGCUGCUCAGCAAGAGCCGAGGUGCGGCAUCUACGCGGGGCGCUGUGUCACAGACUCCACCUGGAGAGGCACCAGGUCCAGAUGUUGUUCAACAAUGAGUCCUUACCAGAUCACAUGACCAUGAAGCAGCUGUGGCUCUCCCACUGGUUUGGCAAGGCACAGCCUCUUGUUCUUCACUACACAAUCAAAGACAAGAGAGUGGGAUAG